GCAGCCUCUGUCAGACGGAAAGCGGUCACCACGGUCACUCCCGCCUCAGAGGGAGAGAGUGAGGUUGAAGGCUGCACCUUAAUCUCUGACUGUGUCUGUUUUAUUUUAAUUUAAAAAAAAUGUACUGAUCCGGUACAGCGGAGUACUUUCCUUCAUCGAAGAACAUAAAACCGUCGAGAGCUUAAGGGAAAAUGUUGAGGGCUUCAUGGAAAGUAGCUCCGCCGUUGAAGAAGUGCCUUUGUGGUAAAUCACAGCUCCAUUCUUUGCGACAAUGCCGUGGGUACACAUCUGGGAGUAGUACUGGAACCUCAGCAGGCAAAAUAGUGGGAGGAAGUAUCUUGUUUGUUGGAGGUGGCUUGGGUGGCACUAUAUUGUAUGCAAAGUGGGAUCCCAAAUUUCGAGAGAAUAUAGAGAAAACCGUCCCGUACUCCGAUAAAGUGUUUGAAUUAGCUCUUGGUCCUGCACCAUAUAACCUACCCCUUUUAAAGAAACAGGACACAAAAACAUUGUCAGUAUCAACGUCCUCUGAAGUAUUGAAAGGAUCCAAACUGCCGAAAUCCGUGCCAGAUAAAGAAGCUUCAGGUGUUGAAGAGAUCAUCGGAGAAGCUUCUUCUAAAGAUGCAGCUGCAAUUAUUUCUGCUGUUGGUGAUGCUCCAACAGUCCCUGCUCCUGGGGUCCAAGUUGAAAUGGAAGAAAAACAUGACGCAAGUCGUGAAAGCUGUAGUUGUGAAAACGAAGCCGUACAGGGCCAGCACAUUGCAGUAGAAGAACACCCACCUCAGGAAGUUGCUAAACACCUAGCUCAGCAAGAUAGAGAGGAAAACAUCAAAGUUGUUGGUGAAAGCUGUAGUUGUGAAAACGAAGCCGUACAGGGCCAGCACAUCGCAGUAGAAGAACACCCACCUCAGGAAGUUGCAAAACACCUAGCUCAGCAAGAUAGAGAGGAAAACAUCAAAGUUGUUGAAAUAACAUCAACUUUGGAGGAUGCUCUUGGUAGAAGUGCUCAAGUAACACUCAAGGCAAUUGAAGCUCAGGAUUCAGCCAUAGAAGCCAUUACCUUGCAUGCCCAGAGGUUAAAGGAAGCCAUGGAUGACUCUGAGAAUACUGUAGGUCGAAAGUCAGAACAAUGGCGAGCCUUGGAAAAUGCUUUGAGCAUCCGCAGCAAGGUUGUAAACCAAGCCAAUGAAGCAAUGAUGAAAGCCAAAGAAGAAUUAGACAACCUUCGAAGUACAAUUGAAGAAGCUAAACAGAGUGAGAUCUCUUCUGUUCGACCACAGCUGCUGGCUGCAGAAGAAAAUCUCAACCAUAUGUUGGUGGAUCUGGAUCAUAUAGAAAGAAAGGUACAGGCAGCUCAAUCAGAAGCCAAAAUAGUUGUUCAGUACAGUGAACUGGUAGCUAUGGCCAGGGAUGAAUUCAGGAAGGAACUAGAGAGCAUCACUCCAGAUGUAAAAUUUGGGUGGAAAAACCUGACUGGCCAGCUGAGCACUGAUGACCUCAACUCAUUGAUUGCCCAUGCCCAUCGUCGUAUUGACCAGUUGAACAGAGAGUUGGCAGAACAGCAUGUGCGGGAACAGCAGCACAUUGAAAAGGCUCUUGAGCAUCAGAAGCUAGAGCACAAGAAAACUUUGGACGCAGCAGUGGCAAAAGCCUUGGAGCAUUAUCAAACAGAAAUACUUCUUGAAAGGGACAAAAAGGCAGAGGAAGUACGUGAAAUGAUGGAGGCAGAGUUGCGAACUCAACUACGCAGGCAAGCUGCUGCUCACACAGAUCACCUGAGGGAGGUACUGAAGAUUCAGGAACAGGAAGUCAAAGGAAAAUAUCAGGAGGAAUUGCAACAAAAACUAUCUGAAUAUGACAUUGAAUUCAGACGCUUGUCUCAGGAACAACUGGACAACUUUACAAGAGAUAUGAAUGCAGCUUAUUCUCGGUUGAAGGGUAUUGAACAAGCAAUGGAGAGUCAUGCGGUCGCGGAAGAGGAGGCUAGAAAGGCACAUCAACUCUGGCUCUCUAUAGAAGCUCUGCAGUACACCCUAAAGACAGCCUCUGGUGAUAGCCUGACAGAACCCCUUCAGAAAGCCCUAGACGCUGUGACAAAUAGCUGUGGAGAUGAUCAAUUUACACAAGCUUUGGUCAAAGCUCUUCCUCAAGAGUGUCUCUCGCGUGGUGUGUACAGUGAAGAGACAUUACGUCAUCGGUUCUACACAGUGCGGAAAAUGGCACGGCGUGUGGCCAUGAUAGAUGAAACAAGAAAUAGCCUCUAUCAAUAUUUCCUCUCCUACCUGCAGUCCUUUCUAUUAAUGGAGCCUCAAGUAAUAAAGCCUCCUGAGGAACUUAAACCUGAAGACCUGGAUACAUUUAGACUGUUAUCGUAUGCUUCAUUCUGCAUUGAACAUGGUGACCUUGAGCUCGCAGCUAAAUUUGUCAAUCAACUUCGUGGAGAACCAAGAAGGGUGGCACGGGACUGGCUGACAGAAGCUCGUGUGACCCUCGAAACAAAGCAAGUGGUUGAAAUCCUUUCAGCUUAUGCCAAUGCAGUUGGUUUGGGUACCACUCAGGUUGAAUGAUUCAGCAGAAAGCAGUUGUUAUCACAGCAGAAAAAUGGAGUCCAACCCUGUAAGCACUGACUGUUCCAGUGUAUUCCAGUAGAUGAUACAAUGAAGUAAUUUGUUGGGAAUGUGUUUGUAAUUUGAUAUAAACGUUUUAUGGAUUGGACUUUGUAAUCAAACUAAAUCAUUUCAACUGACUGUAUGUUGAUUUUCCCUUCAGAUACAUAUCAAUAAAACCAAAUUAAACAAGGAA
This is a messenger RNA of Hemiscyllium ocellatum (epaulette shark), 2799 nucleotides long. It is a transcript of the gene immt, whose product is annotated as inner membrane protein, mitochondrial (mitofilin). The record is from RefSeq and is a predicted model, not a curated record. Lineage: Eukaryota; Metazoa; Chordata; Chondrichthyes; Orectolobiformes; Hemiscylliidae. The transcript is spliced from 15 exons. Gene Ontology annotation, cellular component: MICOS complex. Bases 192 to 2564 code for a protein of 790 amino acids. Gene Ontology annotation, biological process: cristae formation.